Rhagoletis pomonella (apple maggot) is the source of this 2742-nucleotide messenger RNA. RefSeq lists its product as uncharacterized. The transcript has a single exon. The annotation marks the transcript as partial. NCBI's taxonomy places the organism in Eukaryota, Metazoa, Arthropoda, Insecta, Diptera, Tephritidae. The record is from RefSeq and is a predicted model, not a curated record.
AUGACACAGUGGAAGCACUUGUCCAGCAUACAAUUAGCGGAUGCACAAUUCGGCGUUCCCGGUAAUAUCGACGUGCUAAUUGGUGCUGACGUAUGGGGUCAAGUUGUCGAAACUGACUUCAAAUUUGGCGGUCCUUGUGAGCCGCACGCUCAACGCACUGCUUUCGGGUGGGUCAUAUUUGGCCCAGUUUCUGCAGCACAACCUUCAACGUUGCCAACUCUCGCAUUAAGUACGCAGCUAUGCGACGAGGACAUACACUUGGAGGAACUGCUCCGAAGUUUUUGGAAGUUAGAGGAAGUGCCCUCCCUAGAAUAUGAUGGAGAUGCCGAAUGCGAACGAAUUUUUUGUAACACCCACUCUCGCACACCUGACGGACGCUACGUUGUAUGCAUACCAUUUCGUCCUGAUGCGCCGGCUUUGGGAGAUUCUUAUACUCAUGCAUUACGACAGUUUUACCUUCUUGAGAGGCGACUGGCAGCAAAUAGUGAACUCCGGGAGAAAUACAUUGCUUUUAUGCGCGAAUAUGCAGACCUAGGCCAUAUGGAGCGCGCAUACUCAUUGAACGAUAAUGAAACGGGCUUUUAUAUCCCGCAUCAUGCAGUUUUGGGGAAGUUUCGCGUUGUGUUCAAUGCCUCGGCGAGAACUACAACCGGCGUCUCCCUGAACGAAGUUCAGCUGGUAGGAACGACAAUACAAGAUCCGCUACUUAACAUAAUAUUUCGCUUUCGCCGCUUUCGCAUCGCAUUGUCUGCCGAUGUUGAGAAGAUGUUUCGACAGGUACUUGUUAAACCCGAGCAUAGAGAUUUUCAGCGCAUUAUUUGGAGAGAGUCCCCAACCGAUGACAUCACUAUAUACCGCCUUACAACGGUGACUUAUGGUAUGGCUAGCAGUCCCUACAACGCGGUCCGCGCACUCAACCAAUGCGCAUACGACAACUACAAAGUGGUCGCUGAUAGUCAACAAUCGAUAGCGGCACGCGAUGCGAUCUUGUCGUCUUUUUAUGUCGACGAUUUUCUUACCAGCUGUGACACUGAAGAAAAUGCAACUGAACUUGCAUUCAACGUGACUUCCAUAUUGUCUGAAGGCCACUUCCAUUUACGUAAAUGGAAUUCCAAUAGUGGUGAAGUAUUAGCACGCUUGAUUGGCAACCGUUCUCCUAACGUAGAGAUGACCAUCGAAUCACCAACAGCAACUGUACUUGGGCUUCGAUGGGAUGCAGCAGCAGAUGAGCUAUUUUUCAAGGUAGAUCUGAAAGAGAGCUUAGGCUUCCUAACGAAGCGACGGGUACUAAGUGCCGUCGCAAAAUUAUUCGACCCUACCGGCAUACUGGCACCAGUUGUUAUUACUGGAAAAAUAUUCAUACAAAGGUUGUGGGCGGCUGGCUUGUCAUGGGACGAACCACUGCCAGAUGAACUUCAAACCACCUGGGUAGCCUUUUACAGCGAACUCGACGUAAUAAACAAAAUCCGGAUUCCGCGAUGGCUAGGUAUGGCUGAAGGAAGAGCUACUACCCUGCUAGGAUUUUGCGAUGCCAGUACGCUCGCGUAUGCAGCUGUAAUAUAUAUUAGAGUCACAGAUGCGGAAGGUCAUUCAGCUGUAUCACUGCUUACGGCUCGUACCAAGGUGGCGCCCCUUAAAGGAGCAACGAUCCCGCGUCUGGAGCUUUGUGCCGCACAUUUGCUCGCUGUUACCCUCGAAAACGUACGUAUUUCCUUGAGAUUAACAGAUACUCCUUAUUACCUCUGGUCUGAUUCUCGGAUUGUGUUGUGUUGGCUACGCAAGCCGCCCACUACUCUAAAGCCGUUUGUGUCGAACCGGGUGCAUCAAAUACAUGAGUUAACCUCACCAAACUGUUGGCAUUAUGUAAGAUCAGCUCAGAAUCCGGCAGAUUGCGCCAGUAGAGGUAUUCGGGCAUCGCAGCUGCUGGAUCAUCCACUGUGGUGGCAGGGCCCAGGAUGGAUUAUGGAUAAGCAUACACCCAACUUCUCUGUGAUUGAAUUAAACGACGAGGAGCACAAUAUUCUGCAAAGCGAACAAAGAGUUUCCUCCUUCGUAGCGACAACAACCCAUCAGCCAGCUCUCACUACUCGUCGACGUGAUGGCCAGAUGAUUCCGUUGAGUGAGCGCUUCAGUUCACUUCUGCCACUCGUGCGUACGGCAGCACUUCUUCUACGUUGGCUUCCAACACGGCGGCAUUUGCGUACAUUGGUAGUCAGCCCAACAGAAAUCGACAACGCUCUUAAUAUACUGAUUCGAAAUGAGCAACACGAGAACUUUGCAGUUGAUUUGGCCCAAAUCCGAAAAGGAACUGGCGUAUCUAGUUCCAGCAAGCUAAAGUCAUUGAAUCCAUACAUGGAUGACACAGGCGUUCUGCGCGUCGGAGGCCGCAUCAGUAAGGCUGAUCUGCCAGAAGAUAGGCGGUUCCCCAUAAUCUUACCUAAACACGGUAGACUAGUCGAGCUGAUAAUCAGACAUGCACAUGAAACAACGCUUCAUGGUGGACCGCAACUGGUACUCCAAACUCUACGCUCGCGUUAUUGGAUAUUGAAUGGUAGACAAGCCGUUCGAAGUUACGGACAGAAGUGUGUUAUCUGCCGCCGACACCGUGGCGUGACUCUUUCGCAGCAAAUGGCAUCAUUACCAAGACAACGUAUCAGUACUUCACGGGCGUUUGUGUCUUCAGGGGUCGACUAUUGCGGUCCGUUUACGGUGCGCGUUGGCGCCAAACGGUCACGCACCAAG